This is a messenger RNA of Humulus lupulus (European hop), 1707 nucleotides long. RefSeq lists its product as uncharacterized. NCBI's taxonomy places the organism in Eukaryota, Viridiplantae, Streptophyta, Magnoliopsida, Rosales, Cannabaceae. The transcript has 6 exons. The record is from RefSeq and is a predicted model, not a curated record. The coding region runs from base 396 to 1433 and encodes 345 amino acids.
UGGGUUCCUUUUCGCUUGGAUUGCGAAAAAUCUCUGAUGAAACCAUUAUUUAAACUCAAAAAAAUAAAAAAUAAUUCAGCGAAGAAAGGCGUGCAACGGUCGAUGGAAUCUUCUAAUCAUUCUGUUCCUUUGUAUUUGUUAUAUUUUUCCCUCAACAGAAGAAUAGAUAUAUAAAUAGUAAAAGGGAAAAGCCCAUCAAAUAAAGUUUCUCUCCGUCACUAUUUCUCUUUUCAUUUCUUUCUUCAUUUUCUGGGUUUGAAUUUUAUGGAUUAGUGCAAUAGAGAGAAAAACUAAAGGCAACAAAAAAGCAAGAGGGAAGAGAAAGAAGGAAAGAAGACGAAGAAUCUGAGCUGCCCAAUGCCUUUUCGUUGGUGUCCUUUUUGAGCUUCGAGACCAUGGCUGAUGAUCUAUUUUUCUUGACCAAGGAUGUUUUUCUGAUAAAAGCGCCCAAGAAAUCUCCAUUGGUGUUGAGGAUGACUGUAUUGGUAUUUGCAAUGGUCUGUGGUGUAUAUAUAUGCUCCAUUUGUCUGAAGCAAGUUAGCACCCGGAACAAGGUUGGAUAUUUAAAUCUCCAGGUGAUUGAAAAGCCUUGUCAAGAUUCUAAUAUUGAACCCUCGGAAACUCCUUUUGUGCACUACCCGAAACCUGAAAAUUAUAGCAGGGCUGAAUGCACAUGCAAUCCUGUAAGGUAUUUCGCCAUUUUAUCAAUGCAGAGGUCUGGGAGUGGGUGGUUUGAAACAUUGUUAAAUAACCAUACUAACAUUAGCUCAAAUGGGGAGAUAUUCUCCGUUAAAGUUAGGAGAAGUAACAUAUCAACCAUUGUGGAGACUUUGGAUAGAGUUUACAAUCUUGACUGGUUUAGUAGUGCCUCGAAGAAUGAGUGUACAGCUGCAGUGGGAUUAAAGUGGAUGCUUAAUCAGGGUUUGUUGCAGCAUCAUGAGGAAAUAGUGAAAUAUUUUGAAAGUCGAGGUGUUGCUGCUAUCUUUCUCUUUCGGAGAAAUCUUUUGCGCAGGAUGAUCUCAGUUCUCGCAAAUUCUUAUGAUAGAGAAGUCAAGUUACUGAAUGGAACACACAAGUCCCAUGUACAUUCUCCCCUUGAGGCAGACAUUCUGGCAAAGUACAAGCCAACAAUCAAUGCGACAUUGCUGAUACCCAACCUAAGACAAGUAGAAGAGACAACAACCAAAGCUUUGGAGUACUUCCAGAGUACCAGGCAUAUCGUCCUUUAUUAUGAGGAUAUAGUAAAGAACCGUACUAAACUUACAGAUGUUCAAGAUUUUUUAAAGGUUCCGCAAAUGGAGUUAAAGAGCCGUCAGGUGAAGAUUCACAAAGGUUCUUUGUCUAAUCUGGUUGAGAAUUGGGAUGACAUCCAAAAGACUCUCACGGGAACACCAUAUGAGAGCUUCCUCCAUGCAGAUUAUCGAAGAAGAUAAAACCAAGCAUUGGUCGUGAUUGUACAGUACAUACCAGGUUCUCUUCUUUUAACAUCGCUUUUUACAUAGGCUGCAGGGCCUAACAGAAUUUUUCCCUGCUGAAAUUUUGGCUGCAGCGUUGAAAGAAAAAAAAAAGGAAAAGAAAAAAAUUUAAAAAAAAAAAGAAGUAGAAGACAGUUCCUUUCUUACUGCAGUGCUUUUUUUUCCUUGUGUGUUUUUGUUUUUUGUUUUCACAAUAACAUUUAAUAUUCAAUUAAUUCUUUUUUUAUUAUUA